Messenger RNA from Notodromas monacha, 1331 nucleotides. The record is from the annotation of a GenBank genome assembly. NCBI's taxonomy places the organism in Eukaryota, Metazoa, Arthropoda, Ostracoda, Podocopida, Cyprididae.
AUGAAACGAGCUUUUCGGGGAUCAUUUGAAAGUCUUGGAGGAUUUGCCGAGAUGUGGUCGCCAGGGAUAGUUGUGCUCCUUGGUUGCUGGUCUUGGCACAGAGCCGAGUCAGUUGUUCAUCAAGUGACUGAAGUGAGAGCAGUGGCUGGAUCAGACGCUUUGUUGCCCUGCGUCGGGAACUUCAGUGUCUCGAAUGUAGCCUGGCAACACGUGGGCAAAAGCAGUCGACCCGACAGGGUUCUUUCCAACGGGUCGCUUUUGGUUGAAAAGGUCGAUGCCUUGGAUGCCGGGAACUAUUCUUGCAGACCCGACCUGGAAGGCACUGCGUUGAUCUCUAUUGUGCAUCUUAUCGUUCUCAGUCCUCCAUCAACAGUGGAUGGUGUGGAAGCGAGAGCCGAUUUAAACUACGCCACUAUUUCCUGGAAACUUCCGGAUCCUGAAGAGAAUGUGGAGGGUUUCAGGGUUUCCUAUGCUGUUGCAGCAUCAGAGCCACGUUGGAUCGAGCCUUCUUAUCUCUUUGGGAUUUCCGCCGAAUCCGAAAUCGUGGACAUUUACCACUUGACUCCCGGAACAAGUUAUAUGGUGAAGAUUGAGGCUUUCAACGUAGCUGGUAGCAGCAAGCCUGUAACUGUAUCGUUUCGCACCUUGUUGGAAAAUGAGAAAUGUGUUGGACAAACGCCUUUGUCGGAGACGAGGAGAAACAAGAAGGACUUGAAUUCUGUGGGCCUUUUUGCGUCUGGGAUUCUGUUUGCUUUGGCUUGCGUGCUUGUGGUGGGGUCUGGUUUGUACUGGUGUCGACGACAUAAACUGAUGACGUGUCAGUCGAGUGGUGUUCUGGAUGACAAAGACAUGGUUUGUGAGACCAUAGAGCUGAUCCCCAACGUGGUCGUGAACCCGAGGUUCGAACAAGAAGCAGCUCAAGACGAUAACGACUGAAUUUACAAGAAAGAGAGAAGAAUGGAAUGAAGAAAUGGUUUCUAGUCAAAAGAGAAAAAGAGGUCGCAUCAGUUGAGGAGGAACGACGUCAUCGUCAUCAUGAUUUGUGUUAUGAACAAUGUCCUCCUCCUCUGCUUGCGGCGAAACAUUUUUAUCUGCUUUUUUUUCCUGUGCGAUGGUGUUUGUUUUUGUCAAAUUUCUGAACGCAGUCAUCGGAAUGGAACGACUUGUGCUUGUGAAAAAAAAAAAAGAAACGGUUAACGUGCGCGGAGCAAUCUCGAGAGGACAGUGAUUCAUUUGUGGUGUCUCAAUUUUGCAUCGAAUUCAGCAUUCCCUUGGAAAAGACGCAAUGCAUGGAUCUUGCUUCCUUUUGAAAGAAAGAGAGGAAAAUUGGG